This is a messenger RNA of Hydractinia symbiolongicarpus, 1386 nucleotides long. RefSeq names its product tropomyosin-1-like. Gene Ontology annotation, biological process: intracellular protein transport; vesicle-mediated transport; actin filament organization. Gene Ontology annotation, molecular function: actin filament binding. The transcript is spliced from 6 exons. NCBI's taxonomy places the organism in Eukaryota, Metazoa, Cnidaria, Hydrozoa, Anthoathecata, Hydractiniidae. Gene Ontology annotation, cellular component: actin filament. The coding region runs from base 135 to 869 and encodes 244 amino acids. The record is from RefSeq and is a predicted model, not a curated record.
AUCAAAACUGUCCCUGAACAACAAAUACAAUGGGAGGAGUGCUCUUGACACUAUACAUAUAGGCUGCACAUAACACAACCUGUUUUCUAAUUUUUUCAAAUAUACAUUAUCUACUUGGACAAAUUUAACAAAAAAUGGAUUCAAUUAAAAAGAAGAUGGCAGCCCUUCGAGAAAAACUUGAAGCUGCCGAAGAACGCGCAAGGAAAUCAGAAAAUGAGUUACAUUGCACAAAUGUCAAAGCAGACGAGGCUGAAGAAGAAGUAACACGACUACAAAAAGAACUCGCAAAUUUAGAAGAUGAACUUGAUACUUCAGAAUCGAAACUGUCAUCAAUGACCCAACGUUUACAAGAUGCAGAGAAACAAGCCGAUGAAAGUGAACGAGCUCGGAGAGUGUUGGAAAGUCGAGGUCAGACGGAUGACGAUAGAUUAACAAAAUUAGAAAGUGAAUUGCAUGAAGUGCUUGGGAAAAACGACGAGGUUGAAAAAAGAUACGAACAGAUUGCUGAAGAGAUUGACGAGUUAGAAAGCAGAUUGGAUGAAGAAGAACAGAGAUGUGUAAUUUCUGACAGUCGAGUGCGAGAACUAGACGUGGAGAUUGUCGAAGUAAGUAAUGCGUUACGAACGAUGGAGAUCAAUGAGAUGGAGGCUUCUGAGCGAGAGGAACAACUCUCUUCGAAGUUGAACGAGAUGGUGCAGCGUUACAACGAGACUGAAGAAAAAGCGAAUAAGUAUGAGCAACAUACGAAGGAGCUGGAAUCUAGUUUGAAUGACUUAGAAAGGAAACUUGAAGAAGAAAGAGAUAAUUACUCGAAAGUAAAGGCGGAUCUGGAUGCUUUGUUGUCAGAAAUUCAAGAUAUGAAUAUUUAAAAACAGCCUUGUUUUUGGUCGCACGUGACGUAUUGUUGUUUUUGAAAAGCUUCACUUGGUACACUGUUGGACUAUUUCAACUUUUGUUCUUACUCCCGUCAACGCGAUGUUUAGAGAAGAAAACAGUAUGUACAUGGAAUAUAUUUUCAAGAAUUUGUUAAUAUUAUUUAUGUUAAUUCUGAUGUUGAGUUGUUUAAAAAAAAAAUACAUGGGGAAUAAAAAAACCUUCCAGCGUUGUCUUUUUGUUCGUACGAUGUUGCUAGUCAGCGGUCCGUAGUUUCUUAUCUCUACUUGUAUCAUCUACGAAGCUUCCGCAACUUUACUACUUUUUUAAUAAACAGUAGGUAUUGCUUUCUUCCGACUAAUAUUUUGACUUGUACUUUCUUCUUUAGCAGCCUUUUUAUCCGCUUCUAAAUAUAUAUUUUUUGUGAAUAUGAGACAUGUGGAAAUAUCGGUGUAUUGUAUUCCAAAACUAAUGUAUUGCUUCUUAUUUGUAUAUAUUAUAUAUUAUCGAUUA